AUGGAACUCUCGAUCGAUGUCGUAGAGGACUCACGGAGAAGCAGUGGUGGGGAGCUCCAGCCCAGUAGUAACAAUGAAAAUCGUCUCCAAUCGACACAGGAGCAGCUAGCGGAACUGCAGCUAUUAGCUCGUGCCGAUCUGCAGUCCCCCGCUUCAUCAUUCACGUCGCCAUCGAACGAAGUGACAGAAUCGUCCUUGACUCUUGAAAACGAAAGCAACAGCCAGUCGAACGAAGACGAUGUACGUGAAAGACCUGUUGUCGCAACGGGAGGCCUGAGCAGCUUUUCAGCGAUUCUGGCAGCAUCAAGGAAAAUAGCGAUGACUUGUACUGAUCAGCCCGCCGAAAAUGGGGUACCGGUGGCACCGUUAGACAGUCCGCUCUCAGUGGAUAUUGUGAGAAGUUCCAAAACUCCAGUAAAUGGUCUUCCAACGCUGAACGAAGAAGCUGAGGGCGAGGAGGAGGAAGACAACGACGAUACUCCGGAAACAAAAGCAAAUGCCACGAGUACGUCGUUUGUGGAUAAACUAUCGAGUUCAAGCUCAAGUGCUGAGGUAAUUCCAGUAAGGCAAGAACAGGAGCUGGAAGAGCGGGAUAAUGACGACUUUGAAUUCGCAGAGAUGCUGGAGCACCUUUCACGUGGUAAAAUUGACUGUUUGACGCUUACACUGGGCGAUCUUACACCACACAAGUUGAAACGAGUUCAUGAAGCGCUGAGUAAAGCUCAACUUGCAACACGCACUAUGCCAUACGUGCGAACUCUCGUAUCCGUCGACAUGUUACAGUUAUUGUUACAACGGCUUGGAGCGCAAACAGUUCGCGAGGCCGUCAGUCGAGCAAUGCAAUACGUCAGCGAAAGAGAUGAGUCAAUCGCUCCAAUCGCUCUCUUGACCAGUAGCAAUGUCACUGCCAUUGUGCUCAAGGCACGUCAAGAGUUAACAACAGAAGAACCUGGUAUGGUUUCAUCGCAGCUUCCUAGAUGUGCCAGUCCUACCACCAGCAAACAAGAAAUGAGUCUUUCUUCACGGAUACCUCCAAGGCCAUUCAGCUCUCCGUCGUCGUCCGUAUCUUCGUCUCCGCGAUGCGGAACACCUCGAAGCCCCGCUGCCGACCGUCGCAGCAUUUUGGCGAAAGAAGGCGUCCAUGUUUUGAUGCAGGAGAAAUUGGUAUCUUUCGACCAUCGAGGCCAGGCCAAGGCUUUGCCAGCAUUUCGAGUACGAGGUGCCAAUGCUGCAUUAACGGAUUCCGCUGCUAAGCGCCGCCAACGAGGACUGCAAUACGCCAACGAGCAUGUUUCUCAUCGCACUGUGCACAUCUUGCAUUUUGCCACGUGGGCCAAGAAGUCGAUUUUGCCAAAAAGGAUCACCCGCAAUCAAGCGACCAUGGUGCACAUUAUCAACGGAGAGAUCGUACCGGACGACGACCCGCGGGUGCGCGCGCGCCAACAGCCUCAGCAAAGUCAGCAGCCUCAAAGACGCUUCGGGUCUGUGCACGACGGCGGGCCAGCAGCUCCGUCCACUGCUGGGGCAGCUCCUGCAGCCGCUGGAGCCUCACCAUUGCAGGGAUUGGCACGACAAGUGGGUUUGGAGGGAACUGUGACUAUACCGGCAGUAAAUGUACUGGGUCUGCCGGCCAGACCCGUACAGAAGAUCCACUUGGCAGUGGCGGCUCUACUUACGGUAUUCUUCGGCUGGCGGGCACUGGUGUUCCUCGCCUUCGCCUACUUCCUAUCGACUCAGCAACCACCAGCUACAAGACACACUUAAUGACAAGAAACCUUUUGAACUCCUUUUAAGGGGUAGGAAAAAGAGAACGAGGACAUCAAUGGACGUACAUGUAUUGAACGUUUGCUUUACCCUUGCUAAUAUACGACGUUUUAUUAUGAAGACAGGUUGAACAAACAAUUUUUUUUAUCUGGAACAGCAGU
Molecule: messenger RNA, 1925 nt
Organism: Phytophthora nicotianae INRA-310
Lineage: Eukaryota; Oomycota; Peronosporomycetes; Peronosporales; Peronosporaceae
Exons: 2
Coding region: 1-1764 (587 amino acids)
Cellular component (GO): intracellular membrane-bounded organelle
Source: RefSeq, a predicted model, not a curated record